AUGACGAAUGAAUACAUACCAAUUCAAUUGGAAAACGUCCUGCUAAAACAAAGAGGCAGCAGCUCAAUUAAAGUAAUAGACUUCGGAAGCUCUUGCUACGCCAAUCAAAGGGUCUACACCUACAUCCAAUCACGUUUUUAUAGGUCGCCUGAGGUUAUUCUGGGUCUCACUUACGGCACUGCAAUUGAUAUGUGGAGCCUGGGUUGUAUUCUCGCGGAAUUGUACACCGGGUAUCCUUUAUUUCCUGGAGAAAAUGAAGUGGAGCAACUGGCCUGUCUUAUGGAAAUACUUGGAGCGCCCCCAGAUGACCUUAUCACGGUAGCGACUCGAAGAAGGUUGUUUUUCGAUUCUCGUGGCAAUCCCCGAUGUGUGACCAAUUCCAAGGGUAGGAAACGGAAGCCGGGAUCAAAAAACCUGGCGAUGGUUUUGCGUUGCAACGAUGGCAUGUUCAUCGAUUUCGUCUCUAGAUGUUUGGACUGGAAUCCCAAAAAAAGGAUGACGCCUAGUGAAGCACUGUGUCACUCUUGGAUCUUAUCCGGGUCAUCUUCGAAUAAAUCCAGCGAGCUGCGACACAGUCACUCGGAAGUGAACGUCGCUCAUGAGAGUCACUCGUCGGGGAGCAUAUCGGGCAGCAGUCACUCGCGAUCUCACUAUAAGUGCGUACUUCAAAAAAGUGAUAAAGUCAAGGCCAAAAUCAUAGACACGAGGUUAAGUAACGGGAAAUUAGACUCUAACUUGAACGACUCCGGUACGUUUCUACCCCCCAUACUCUAGUUUAUCUUUUAGUCUCGUUAUAGCCGACUAAUAAGUGAAGUGUAGAUCAACGAUGACAAUAGUUAAAGAGGUUAUUUAUUACGGUCAUUGGCGUGAUAUGUAAAUGGACCGUCGACAAUUCGUUAAAAAAAUGUUUAGAAGAAAAUCGAUUAAAAUUUGAUUUAUGUUACCACCGUAAUUGAUAAUUGGUAAAUUUAUCCGCAAUAGGUUGUUUAUGUUUUUUUUUCGUAAUUAGCCAACAUAACUGGUUGUUCACUUUCCAAUUUUACUGCGGACGCUCCAUUUGUAUAGCAAUUAAUGAUUAAGGUGUAGGUGUACCUCAUUUUUGGUAGUCUCUGACUAAAAGGGCCAAACGAAAAACGAUCUCUUUACGACCAAUUAGUUUAUUUGUAGGUUGUUUAAGUAUGCUGCCAUUGUUCUCCCGUUGGUUUUUUUAUCUUUGUAUGUAAUAGGUAUGGUAUUGUUUGAAGUUGCUACGUCUUGCGGAUAUAAACCAAGUCAAGCUAUUUCAUUUACCUAGAACGGGGCAAAUACUCCAUUAUUUUAGGAAUGUAGUUUAGUGGUCUCAGUUUCGCUCUCUUGUGACUUCGAUUGGAAAAAUGUAUUUUAUCCAUUAAUUAAUUCAUUAAGUUAAUCACGAAAAGGGAAUACAAAAACGAAAUCCUAUACAUGUUUCAGUCAAACUAAAUGAAAAAUAACCUUCACCUUAUUGGUGAAACCCUUUAAUUUAACUAAUAAAAAUUCAUAUUAUUCAAUCGAUCACUUGCAGAUAAUUGCAUUUAGACAAAAAUCUAUUUAAUCCGAAAGAUGUAGCGGCUUGUCCAUACACAAACAAGUAAUCACUAGGAAAACAUACCAAAACGUUUAAAUAAAUCUCUAACUUUAAGAUUCUAAAUUUUAUUAAAUUGUGUAUUCUAUUGAAGUUAAUAUUUCCUACACUGACUGACGUGUAAUUUUUUUUACGAGCUCAUCGGCGUAUAGCUACAGCCUCGAAUACAAACAAAACAAAGAUGACAAAUAUAACAAAGAAUACCAAGGUGAGUUGUAUUACUUGCGAUAACUCCGACUGCUGUUUCAAACAUUUCCUAAAAGGUUGUGAUAAACCUUUGGACCGGAAACUCCAUUGGAGGGUUCUAAGCAUGGGCCAUUAAAUUUCUCCAAUUCUAGUUUCGAAGGAAUUGCAAAAAUACGCUGUUAAGUAAUAGCUUGUUAUUCUCACUAGCUUUAGUUCCGUAUUUUUAAAAUAUUUGUUAUUUUCACUUCAAUAACCAAAAAUGAAUAGGGAGGAUAUUUUAUGAAUCGAAAAGUGAAAGUUCGUUUAUUUAUGUAUUUAUUUUUUGCUGCAUAAGCAAAAUUAAUUAAGCGCUUGGACGUAUCAGUGUUUUAAAGUAAUAUAAAGGAAUUAUGUUGCAUGUUUUAUCGUCAAUAAACUUCCUCAAGAAAAUAGGAUUUGAACAGGAAUAUGAAAAAAAAAAUGCUGUAGCUAUAUUCCCACGAGAUCGUAGUUGUUUAUAAAAAAAUAACACAUUAUAAAAUAUUCUUCGCUGCUGCCUGUUAGUUCUAGCAAAGCUCUAAGAAAACUAUUUUCUCAUCGGGAAUGCAGAUGCAAGAAGUCGCUGCAACAUUAUUCUAUAAGUUUCUCUUUUUGUUCCAAAAAGAACUUGUCGAUUUGUGUUUUGUUGCCUAGCGCAGUAGGUAAUGGUAAAUAGCUAGUUUAUUAAUCAGUUAUUGUUUUAGCAUGAGUAUAUAUGUAUUUAUAACGAGUGAAACAGUCUUUUAAGAAACUACCUUUUCGUGACGGCCGGUUCACACUACAAUACAAUGUAAAUUUUGAUCAAAUGUGAUUCAUAAAACUCUAAUUCGGCGCUUCUUUAGUAUUUAUAUACAAUAAGAGGCGAUGUAUUUUUAAUUGUUAUUCUGAAAGAAAAUUUAUAAUCAUUUUAACGUUAUACGAAAAGUAAAAAAAAAAUGGAUAAAUCAUCUCCAAUUGUGAUAAUAGAAAUAUUGAAUUAUUAAAAUAGAUUUUACAAUGAUUAUCAUCACUUUCAAUGUCUCUCGGUUAUUGGAAACGAUUAUUAAUGUUUAUAUAAACAAAUUAAUUCUUGUUAAGAUUAUAUUAUUAUUUGCGCGUCUCUGUAUUUUAGUUUAAUUUAAAAUUGACAUUAUUCUUAUUGUUGUUGUUAUAAGUUUCUUAAAUAAGACUGACAUAA
Cylas formicarius (sweet potato weevil) is the source of this 2984-nucleotide messenger RNA. RefSeq names its product dual specificity tyrosine-phosphorylation-regulated kinase 2-like. Bases 1 to 774 code for a protein of 257 amino acids. Lineage: Eukaryota; Metazoa; Arthropoda; Insecta; Coleoptera; Brentidae. The transcript has 5 exons. Gene Ontology annotation, cellular component: nucleus. Gene Ontology annotation, biological process: peptidyl-threonine phosphorylation; peptidyl-serine phosphorylation. The record is from RefSeq and is a predicted model, not a curated record. Gene Ontology annotation, molecular function: ATP binding; protein serine/threonine kinase activity.